Penicillium samsonianum is the source of this 180-nucleotide messenger RNA. RefSeq lists its product as uncharacterized. The transcript is spliced from 2 exons. The record is from RefSeq and is a predicted model, not a curated record. Lineage: Eukaryota; Fungi; Ascomycota; Eurotiomycetes; Eurotiales; Aspergillaceae. The coding region runs from base 1 to 180 and encodes 59 amino acids.
AUGAUCGAACUCGAGCCCUAUAACACGUUCGCGCUACCUAAAAUUAUCUACGGCGUAUCACUUAUCUUUAGCCCGUAUGUCCUACUCUUUAUUAUAUUAUUUUAUAUCCACGCCUUUAAAGCGCCUCACUUAAUAUCGAUAGAAGACCUUCGGAGACUACUUAUCGAGGGUGGUCGAUAG